Messenger RNA from Armigeres subalbatus, 4765 nucleotides. RefSeq lists its product as uncharacterized. Bases 1639 to 4374 code for a protein of 911 amino acids. Gene Ontology annotation, molecular function: protein binding. The record is from RefSeq and is a predicted model, not a curated record. The transcript has 7 exons. Lineage: Eukaryota; Metazoa; Arthropoda; Insecta; Diptera; Culicidae.
AGUUGGUGCGGUCAUAACAAUUCCAGCCACGAUCAGGUUGAGAGGUUCGGUGCGCGUGUUCAACCGUUUUUUCCGUAUGUUGCUCGUUUGAGGGGUGCUUGACACACUAACGACGAUCGUUAUCGUCAAGGAUACGCUUGCAAACAGUUGGUUAGUGCGAUUGUAGCAGAAUAUUCGACUCUACCUCUAAGUGUGAUAUAUUUUCUAAUCGUUGAAGAAAAUUAAACUGUUCCACAUGUGGGUUAACAUUUUCACCUGUUGCUGAUUAUGAACUGGAUAUUACUUGCGGGUUGUGUGAGUGUAUUGCGUUGACGCAAAGUGCCAAAGAGCGCCAACCGGCUGUCUGGUGUCGUUUGCCGUUGUCUGAGCAUGAGGUGUUUAUCUUCUUGCAUCCACCAUCAUUCUCUCCGCGUAUUUAUGUUCAAUCUACCACGUCUGGAGCCUGAAUAAAAUAAUACCACCAACACAAUCUACCAUAAUCCACUACCACAGCACAAAGUCUAUGUCCAGAGAGCUAAAAAUGUUUUAAUCCGCCGACCAUUCUUCGGGAUCGUCAUACAUGUGAGGAGAAUUAUUCAUUCAACGAGGAAACCUGUUACGGGUUGAUUCUGCUUUGGUUGGUUUUCCUCCGUCCCAUUCAGUCAAUUUUCAGCGAUCCGUUAAGUUCUCGUUUUUUCUUGAAGUCCGAAGUGUUGUGGCCACGAGAUCCCGUCCAAAAAGUGAGCAACAUAUCCGCAUAUUGCCAAUAUUGGUGGCUGCCAUCUUUCCUGGAAAGUGGGUGCAGUCGAAUGGGAUCAGUAGAUCAAGCCACAAACGGCGAACACCCUGUCUCACCAUCAAGCUGCGGUGAUCGGAUAAAUAACAGAAGAAACCAAACAAGUGACCCCCUGUCUGCAAUGCUGCUGUGAAGAGAUUAGCGUAAUGAAGCGUAAAUCGGUGCUGCGGAGCUUAAUGAUCGCAGUUGGCCAAGGCAAAAACCCAUUAGAACGGUUUCCAAGGUAGAGUAGAGAGUGGCUUACUUAGGCCUUACUUACGUCAUACGCGUGCCGAAGAACCGAGUGAAGUGUGAAGAUAGUAUUCUUUUGAAGCAAGUGAAGUAUUUUACAGCUACGUUGACCAAGUUUCUUGACCUUAGACGAUGCCAACCAUAAUUAGCAAAACCUGCUGAGUGCAAUGUACUAGAAGAACUUUGAUUACGAAAUUGCUGCCCCUGAAGAAGGUGCAAACAAAGAAGAAAAUGGAAUAAAGGAAAGUUCAAAGAAGCGGUUACUGAGCGAAAAUAAUACAAAUCAAGUGGGCACUCGAAGCAGGAUAAUUGGAGACAUCAGUGCAAGUGUGUGUAUUUUAAAGGUGCGUGUUGCCCACAGUUUUGCCUUGGAUGGCAUUGUAAAAAAAAAGAAACAGCUAUACGGCUCUAGUGGUGUGUUGCCGCGCAGCUUGCACUGGAAUUUGGAACCCUGGCGGUAGUGUGUGGGAGGGGUGUGAACCGAGUAAUGAAAGGCGGCUGCAGCUACUGGUACCAGAAGGCAUACCACUGAGAAGGGGCACAAUGAUGGGAACUAUUCGCAUCGAAGACUAACGUGUGCGGUGGAAAAUGAAAGUUUUUCUUCACCGGUCGGGCCGAAAUUCGUCAACUGCAUGAAUCCGCCGUAUAGAAUGCCUCCGCAGCCACUCGGGACGUAUGGUGUGCAAAAUGACCAUCCCAUCCCCGGUACAGCCGCAGCAAUCGACAGUCCACAUGUGCUGAGCCCGCCUCUGCGAACUCACUCGAGCAAAUUUCCGAUCGAACGCGAACUGGUGCUUUCCUCGAACAAAAAUGCUUCGAAGAUUCCGCUGAUGCAAGAUAACCGAAACACAAGCAUUCCAUUGUUGAACCGUUCAUCAGUUUCCGCGGUUGGACCGGACUUGCCAACCAAGCAAACGCAGGCCUGGAAUCAAGCGCAAAUUGAAGUCAUCCAUUCAUCCAUAACCGGAACGAUCCCUCGUAAUGCGGUGCGUUUACCAGAAGAUGUUACAGCUCUAGCAGAGCGUGACGGACUUUCCAAGGAUAAGGAAACAGUGAAGAAAUCAGUCUCGAAAAAUUAUCAUAAACUGAAGGACUUAAUUUCGUCCAAAUUUAAGAAGGAUAGCGCAGAUACCGUUGAAGACGAGCUGAACAACGUCUCGUCAAUGCUGCAGCAUCAUCUUCAACACCAACAACAGGCCGAUAGUCUCGGAUCGCCAUCAUUCCACAUGCCUGGAGUAAACCAAGGUAACAAUUUGAACCACGCGCAAUCCAAUAUUAACUUGUGGAGUUCGAAUGCCAGAGGUGAUUCCCCUCUGUAUUAUCAUAAGAAGUUUGCUGAUCCAGCAGAAGGAUACAACGCUGAUUCGUUGACCGGCUUCCGCAGCAUGAAAGCUAUGUCGCAACCGCAACUUAACACAGCAACAAUAGACAUCAAUAGAACUCCUCAAAAUUUUACCAAUCAAAUGGAUGGAACCGACAGCGAUGACGGAGGAUUCCGACAACACAACAAUUCACGGGUGAACGUUCAAACCCCGGCGCAACAACAAAACCGCCAACUGCAGCAGAACUAUGUUCAUAACUAUCGUCACAACCAUCCCCAAACGGGACAAUCCACGCCUCAAAUGACCCCAGUGAACUUCCAGCAUACCCCUCAAACAAGACAUAAAAUACUUGCUGAAUACUCGGAUAGUCCGAUCCCGCAUCAACAACAGAUUCCACACAGUGCGGGUCAUAUGACGAUUAACAUUGGCGAAUCCAGUUAUAAUGGACACGAUCAAAUGGAUAAAAACCACAAUCCAAUGGAGUCCAGUGGCCCCUCGGCAGGUCCGAGAUCGCUCCAAAAAACAUCAAACCCAUCGCAGUUUGUCAAUGGGAACCAAACCAACAACGGCAACAACACAGUGGUACAGAUUGCCUCGGAUUCGUCGCAUGUCGUACAAACCAACACCAGUGGGGGUAAGCAAAUAGAUUCAAUUUCCAGUUCAGAUUACGAUCGGAAUGGGAAUCACAGCUCCAACGUAGACUCGGGCCGAGGUAGUGCAGCGUAUUCCAGCGGGAGGAAAGGUAUUGGACAGCAAUCGAUCGGCAUGAACAUGAUCGAACAUGCCGAACGAAAUCGAAGCAAAUCAGAAUCAGAAUGGAUCGACGUAGUGGACGCAGAAUUGCGCAAUAUACUCGAACCAGGAAUGAAAGGAAUGAUGAUUCGUCCGGAAAGCACUAUGUCCGAAAGCGCUUCCUCCAUGUCUCCUCCAUUACCUCCGUUGUCGCCAGAUGGUGUAACGUCGUAUCAUGCAGCACCCACUGGUGUUGGCCAAAACAUCAUCCACAGUAAGACGGGAAACUCUUCGAAACAUCAAGGCAAACAAGAAUAUGGAACUGAUACCUACAACCGAGCCAGUAAAAAUCCUCAACCCAUCGGACCGUCCAAAGGCCAACCUUCUGUGAACACAAUUCAGAACUACAUGCACAAUCUGAAACUAUCGUCCAGUAGUAAGAAGCAUGAGCAGAACAUGCUCAAGAAGCAUUUAUUUGGACUGGACACGGACGGUGCUUCCGUGACAAACACGACUCGCUCUCUCGAUUUGGAGUCCCUUCUUGGAGGUCCGUGGGACGCUACGCAAUCGGUUAGUGAAUCUGAAACUGACGGAGGCCUCCAGCAGAUUCGCAACCAACUGGAAGGCCUCGAAUCUAUGUACAGUGAAGUGCUUAAAAUGCUUGGCAAUCGGAUGGCCAGCAACGAAAUCAGUCAGCGAGUUAAUCGCCGGAGACGUCACGGCAGCUUGUCGUCGCUUCCUUCCAGUUCGGUUAGUGGGCGUCCCAUUCGGGACCGUAGACGAACGGACGAACGUCGAAAGGUACGCGAUAUUCGAGGUAUCAACAAGCGCUUCCAGAGAUUGGAAUCCCAUGUAGUCACGCUGGCUCGCAGUGUUGCUCAUUUGUCGUCGGAGAUGCGCUCCCAGCAUGUUGUUGCCCAGGAACUGGAAGAAAUUAGGAACGAUAUGGCAAUGAUGCGAUCACAGUCGAUGCACCACAUACCGAUGAAUGCGAGCGCGGGUGCAACGGGAGCGGGGGCUGCAGGUGCGAACGCUAGUUCUAAGGAACCGAUGAAUCUGACUAACCCCAGGCGGGUGAAGAAGUUGACAAAAUUUUUCGGAGAGGAUCCUCCGUUGAUGAAGCUGUUCCUGAAGAAACUGGGUUAUGAGAAAUAUGCUUCCAUCUUCGAGAAUGAACGGGUCGGAAUGAUCGAGCUGCCGUACCUAGGAGAGGAGAGACUGCAAAAGAUGGGCAUUCCGCUGGGACCUCGAUUACGAAUUCUCCAGGAGGCUCAGAUAUCACUGUGCCGCGACACCACACUCUGCAUAGUCUAAUAAAGUGCGAACGUUAUUUGUUUUACAAUUUACAAAACAGAAAAAAAAAACAAACAUUUGUACUCAAACAUCGUCAUAAUAACUUAGUAGCGCGCGACACAGUUCAACCGAGCCAAAGACUAUCAUCGAUAAACUAACAUUUUUUUUAGCGAACAUUACUUCCGUCCCCAGUGCUAACCAGUGAACACCUCCGUCCGUUUUUUUAUUCUACUUGUAGUAUUUCUUUUUACAUACAUAUGUAAGGAACUAAGAAUUGCAUAUCAUGACAGUUAUUUGUGCGACAUCGUUCCUUGGAACACCUAUGGUUCUUGCUUCCAAUACUCACGAUGGAGCUUGUAUUUUGUAAACGUACUGUUGAAAUAAACGAUUUUUAAUUAUCAAACGAAGCAAA